AUGCCUACUCAGUUUGUGCGUUCAGCUAAAAAUGCUUUGAAAGGAUAUACCUCAGCGCAGGUUUUGGUACGUGAUGCUACUGCUAAUGAAGUUGAAGGUCCCAGCGUGGACAUGCUAGACGAACUAGCCCACAGAUCUUAUGAUAGCGUAGAAUUUUUCGAGAUUAUGGAUAUGAUUGAUAAAAGGUUGAAUGAUAAGGGAAAAUACUGGCGGCACGUUGCUAAAUCUUUGACAGUUUUAGACUACUUGGUUAGAUUUGGGAGUGAAAAUUGUGUUCUUUGGUGUAGAGAGAACUUAUACAUUAUUAAAACCCUUAGGGAGUUUCGUCAUGACGACGAUGGGACUCAAGAUGGUGGCCAAAUUAUUAGAGUUAAAGCAAAGGAACUAACGAAUCUUUUGAUGGAUGAUGAACGUUUGAGAAUGGAAAGAGGUGAGGAUAAAGGUGCCCCACCCAGGAUGAUGAGCCCAAGUCCUCCAACACCACGCCGUAACUCCUAUGAUAGUGAAAUGCAGAGGGCAUUAGAUGCAAGUAGGUUGACAGCAGAAGAGGAUGAAAGACGCAGGAAAACCUUGAAUAAUGAAGAUGCAGAUUUGGAAACUGCAUUACAGUUGAGUAAAGAAGAGGAGGAGUUGAAACGUUUGCAAGAGUUGCAAAAGGCUCAGCAGGAUCAACAGCGGUUGUCGCAAAUGCAACCUCAAGGUUAUUACGAUAUCUUUGGUAAUCCAAUUUCACCCGAGGAAUACAUGCAGUACCAACAACAACAGGAACUAUUGGCGAAGGAGCAACAACAACAGGAACUUUUGGCUCAACAACAGGAACAACAGAGACUAUUAGAACAACAACAGGAACAACAGAGGUUGGCAGAGGAACAAAGAAGAUUGGCGGAAGAACAGCAGAGGCAACAAGAGGCUCAGUAUUGGGCCAUGCAACAGGAGGCCCUUGCGCAACAACAGGCAUUGGCUCAACAACAGGCAUUGGCGCAGCAACAAGCAUUGGCUCGGUUACAGGAACAACAGAGGUUGGCAGCGUUACAAAAGCAACAAGAAGGAUACUUCCAACAACCUGUGUCUACAGGUUCCAACAACCCAUUUGCCCUCAACGGCAUGCCAUUACAAUCUAAUUCUAAGCCACAAGCGGCUAGCGAUCUGGCAGGCUUGAACAAUUGGGGUAAUAACAGUACUGGACAACUUGAAAUGCCCAAAUAUCAACCAAGACCACAGCAACCACAACAUAACACAGCACCAGAACCUCAGCCCAUGCAACCGGUCAGAACUGGGAACCAAUCAAUUUCGGACAAAUACAACGAUCUCAAUCAAUUACUUGCACAACCUACAGGUGUGGAUACCUUUGGUAAUGUGGGUGAUGCUCGUAUUCCAGCUCAACAUACGAAGACCGGUACUUUUAUCAAUUCUCAAGGUACUGGUUUCAAACAGUAUAGUAAUGAACCAAAGAAAAAUCCAUUCUUACCAACCCAAUUUACUGGUAUCCCGACAUCUUCUGUGGUUCCAUCUCAUACUGGUUACGGGUUUGGUAACCAACAGGCCCAAAACCAACAAAUAUCUCAACCACCUCAACAACAACAAGCAGAUCAAGGUGUUAGUUUGAUCGAUCUGUAA
Molecule: messenger RNA, 1617 nt
Organism: Zygosaccharomyces rouxii
Lineage: Eukaryota; Fungi; Ascomycota; Saccharomycetes; Saccharomycetales; Saccharomycetaceae
Gene: ENT1
Product: epsin
Exons: 1
Coding region: 1-1617 (538 amino acids)
Biological process (GO): actin filament organization; endocytosis
Cellular component (GO): clathrin vesicle coat; plasma membrane; endosome
Molecular function (GO): phospholipid binding; clathrin binding
Source: RefSeq, a predicted model, not a curated record